ACCCCAAACCCCAACCCCAACCCCACCACCACCGCCAAAGCACAGGAGGCAGAAUCAGACACACCACCACUUCCUCAACCUCAAGCUCAACCUCCACCGAUCCUACUAUCCAAGCCCGCAGCCGACUACCAUACUCCCAAGUCAUUAUCCUUCACCAACGGCGCACUCAAGCGCCACCACCACCCUCGUCCAAUCAGCCCGGUGGUGCCUGUGCCGGUGCCGGUGCCGGUGCCGGUGCCGGUUGUUUACAGAGAAUGUCAGAAGAAUCACGCCGUAAGCUUAGGUGGCCACGCCUUGGAUGGCUGUGGAGAGUUCAUGCCAUCUUCCUCCGCCACACCAACCGACCCUACUUCUCUCAAAUGCGACGCUUGUGGUUGCCACCGCAACUUCCACCGCCGUGAGCCCGAAGAAGCCUCCUUUUCCCUGGAUCUUCACCAUCACCACUACCACCCACAGCCACCCUCUUCUAUCGCCGCUCGUGGGCGGAGCCCCAAUUCACUUUCAUCCUCCCCACCACCGCUCUCAUCUUCGUAUUACCCAUCUGCACCUCACAUGUUGCUUGCUUUGAGUACCAGAUUGUCAGGUUCAUCAGAUAACCAUCAAGUAAUUACAGCUACAACAAUGACGACCGCAACCACGGCGAGCCCAAAUGGACGGAAGUGUUGUCAAUGGCUUUGCACAUGCCCUCUCUACUGGUGGUGGUGGAGGAGAUGAGGUGGAGGACUACGACGUCGACUGUGUCGAUUGAGUGGGGUUGUUGGGAUAAAGUGUUUAAUUGAGGAGGUGAGGCCCUGAUCCAGAGCUCAAUUAUUCCCAUCCAUAUCUCUCAUGUUGUUAGCUUUGUUUUCUACUACUCUUUUAAUGGUCCACAUGGGGAGCCCACAACAUCAAGUGUCUCUGCAACUUUGAAAAUAAGUAGGUUUUGGUUCUUUGUUGUCCAAACUCUUAAAAUCCACUCGCCAUGUGGUGGGUCCUACACUCAGAUCUGGGAGGUAGGAUAUUAGGAUGUACGUUCUUAAGCAAUACCACUCCAACUUCCACCGCCAAGCCAAGAAGAAAAAAAUAUUACAAAUAAUUGAAA
This is a messenger RNA of Macadamia integrifolia, 1081 nucleotides long. RefSeq names its product zinc-finger homeodomain protein 9-like. The record is from RefSeq and is a predicted model, not a curated record. The transcript has a single exon. Gene Ontology annotation, molecular function: transcription cis-regulatory region binding; DNA-binding transcription factor activity. Gene Ontology annotation, biological process: regulation of developmental process; regulation of DNA-templated transcription. Gene Ontology annotation, cellular component: nucleus. The annotation marks the transcript as partial. Lineage: Eukaryota; Viridiplantae; Streptophyta; Magnoliopsida; Proteales; Proteaceae.